AUGAGGCUUAAAGUAGCAUUAGUACAAAUUGAUUCCCUAUUAGGUCAUCCACAACACAACAUUUCCAAAAUCAAUCACCUUUUGUCAACAAUCAAGGGCAAAUUUCCUGAUUUGGUGGUACUUUCGGAAUUGGCAAUAACUGGGUACAAUUUCCCCCUGAGUAAAGCCAUUAGACCAUUUUUGGAAUCGCCUAGUCGAUAUGGUGCAUCUCUUAAUUUUGCUCAUGAGUUGAGUUUAAAACAUCAAUGUUUUACAGUUGUGGGGUACCCUGAAAUAGCACACGGAAAAGAUGAAGGAACAGGUUCAGGUGGUGAAGGGGCAGAAGAUGUGGUGAUUUAUAAUUCGUGUGCUGUUUUUGAUCAAGGUGGUGAGUUAGUUUACAAUUAUCGCAAGACGUUUUUAUAUGAAACUGAUGAAAAAUGGGGAUGUUUAGAGAAUCCUCAACGUGGGUUUGUACCAGUACAGUUGCAAUUCAAACCAAGAGUAAACCCAGAAGAGGGCAACACCAAUGGAAUUAAUAAUGCGAGGAGCAGUUCCAUAUUGACUAAUUUCGGUAUAUGUAUGGAUCUAAACCCGUAUAAGUUUGAAGCACCAUUCAAUAAAUUUGAAUUUAGUGCACAAUGUUAUCAUAACAAGUCCAAGUUGAUUGUAUGUCCCAUGGCGUGGUUAUCAUCACAAUCACCAUCAAUCAAGACUGAAUUAACUCAGGAGGAGAAGUUGCAACAAGCUAAACAAGUGCAAUUACCACUGGAACCAUGUAAUGAUACGAUCAAUUAUUGGAUAUUGAGAUUUUUCCCAUUUUUGAAACAUAAAUAUAGUUUCAUGCCUAAAUGGUGGCAUGGUGGGGGAUCUUCUUCUACUACGACUACUAGUACUACUACUAGUACUACUACUAAUAAUAAUAAUGAGGGAGUUAAUGUAUUGAUUUGUAAUCGAGUGGGGAAAGAAGAUGAUGUGGUUUACGGUGGUAGUUCAUGUAUUUUGCAGUUUGGCAAUGAUGAAGGAAGGAGAAGUGAUGGUUGUAAUGCUGGUAGUGCUGGUAGUGCUGGUAGUGCUGGUGGCGCUGAUGGUGAUUAUGAUGCAAUAGAUGAAUCGAACCCCAGUGUUGAUGUUAUUGGUAGAUUGUCACAAAGUGAAGAAGGAAUAUUGGUGAAGGAGAUUGAUGUUUAG
Messenger RNA from Lodderomyces parapsilosis, 1170 nucleotides. RefSeq names its product amidase. The coding region runs from base 1 to 1170 and encodes 389 amino acids. The transcript has a single exon. Gene Ontology annotation, biological process: protein catabolic process. The record is from RefSeq and is a predicted model, not a curated record. NCBI's taxonomy places the organism in Eukaryota, Fungi, Ascomycota, Pichiomycetes, Serinales, Debaryomycetaceae. Gene Ontology annotation, molecular function: protein-N-terminal glutamine amidohydrolase activity; protein-N-terminal asparagine amidohydrolase activity.